Messenger RNA from Onychomys torridus (southern grasshopper mouse), 780 nucleotides. RefSeq lists its product as uncharacterized. The record is from RefSeq and is a predicted model, not a curated record. The coding region runs from base 1 to 780 and encodes 259 amino acids. NCBI's taxonomy places the organism in Eukaryota, Metazoa, Chordata, Mammalia, Rodentia, Cricetidae. The transcript is spliced from 2 exons.
AUGACAACCAAGAACAUUAUCCCAGCUUCAAAGCCAGUGACCUACAUUCUGCUCCAGACAUCUUCAGAAGGCCCUAAAACCAUCAACAAAUCCUCCAAGACCAACAAGUCCAAGGGGUCCUUCCUCAAGACACAGGACUUGGUCAGAAAUCUGUCCAAGCAGCUCCCAGGGAACUGUGAGCACUACUUACCUGAGGCUAAAAACUUCUACCGCCUGGACCUGUGUCCCUUUGCAGCAGGAAAGAUUCUGGACCCAGAGCCGCAGCCACAUGUCCCUAUCCCUGAGGCCACAGAAACCUAUAUCCCUGAGAAUUCCACGGCUAGGCUUCAGCUGAUGGAUCAGGCAUGUGGGUUCAGAAAGAACAUCAACCCAGUCCUGUGCCCUCUUAGGAAUGCACCCACUGUAUCAGCCAUGAAGACACCCUCUGCAUAUGCCAUGAAGGUAUCCUCUGUAUCAGUCAUGAAGGCAUCCUCUUCAUCAGUCAUGAAGGUACCCUCUGCAGAUGUCAUGAAGGCAUCCUCUUCAUCAGUCAUGAAGGUACCCUCUGCAGAUGUCAUGAAGGUACCCUCUAUAGUAGUUAUGAAGACACCCUCUGCAGAUGUCAUAAAACCAAGGACCAAGAACCAACCUAAGAAUCAAAAGAAGCAAGACAAGGAAAAACCUUUAUUCUCUCUUGACCUGGUGCUUGUCAACCAAAACCAGUCAACUCCAGCCAUCCAACAUUUACCUAUUCCAGAGGCCACAAAGGUCACAAUACCAGGAACCCAUGUAAUUUAUUGA